AAUCUUACGUUUCAUGACCUUGACUCUUUCCUUGCCUUGUCAUACAGUAAUCUUUGGAGUUUUUGAGAUUUGCUGCAAACCUAGUGUACCAAUUCGCCGAGGUACACGUUUUCAUAUUCUAGUCUUGCCUGCCGAAGGUCACGUUCUCAUCACUUUCGAGCGCGACAUUACGGAUCCUCACGUUCUUGUAGACUAUUUAUAUAAUACAGUCACACUGUGAAGGUGCGGUUCCCCUCUCCCGUACUCUGUGAAAGAAGAAGCUGAGCUCCCUAUCCUCCACUAACAUUGCAGCCGAAGUCGGACCUCCGUGCCGAACCAUCAACACAUGGUGGUACGCAGUCAUUAACAUUCUUGACCAUCUCUUUGCCCUGAAGUAUCACACGUUUCUCCAUACAUCUACACUCAAGUUCUGAAGCACCUCCAACAUAAUUUGGUCAAAUAAAAAAAACUACUGUCUCCAAGCUGUCGAUUUGCCUUUACUCGCAUGACGAAGCUCCAUCCAUUUCUUCCAGAGGCAUUAAUCGAUAGCCUAAAGGCGGAUCCAGUCACAUCCCGCUGUUUUCCCUCAUCCGAUGUUUUUACUGAAAGCCAUGAAGGCAGACGCAUCGACUUCAUCAUUGACCCAACCGUUGCUCAUGUCGAAUGUAUCUCUCCCAGGGAUCAACCCGCAGGAAUCGAAACGAUCAAUCGGUUUGAACCCGGAGACGGGCGUAAUAGAUCUCACCUCGCUGCGCGCAAUGGAGAUGUGCCCCUUGCAUACGAAUGCAUCAGAAUGGGAGUUAACCUAGACGUCACUGAUAACAUUGGAAUGACGCCUUUGUAUCUGGCUUGCGAGGUGAUUCGCGCCAUGACAUGGGAACUCGAUGAAGCAAAACGAUGUCGAUUGGUGCAUCCAAAAGUGAACGAUGUUGCACUUCAAAAAGAAGGCGUUAUUCGUAUCGCGAAGCUCUUCGUCGAGCAGCACGCCGAUGUGAACGUUGAGCUCGAUGGCCAGACGCCUUUGACUCUCACUGCUCAGGCUUCAUGUUGGCCAAUCGUCGAAUUAUUACUCCAACAUGGUGCUCGGGUACCUCCGUCCUUCCCGUCCUCUAACUCAUUCAAGACCUCCAUUCAACGUUCGCGGUUUCUCCUGAUUGUUAGAAAAACUCGGCCUUUGUCGCCAAGACCACCUCGACCAUGUCCUUGCUGGUCUGGAAAGCUACUCUCUGAGUGUCAUGACGCCGAGGAACACGCAUAUCCCGCCAGUUUCCUGUGCAUAUGCGGUUCUCGGAAGUCGUUUGCGAGGUGUUGUGGUACGAAGAAGUUCAGAGUUGUAGAGAGGUGGAAUUCAGAGGCGCAGCGCAUUGUGUGGCGUGUGAUCUCAGAACCAACCGUAGGCCUUCCACCUGGGAUUCCAGAGUCUGUUUUGAAUCAUAUACGAUCAAAUCACGAAAUACCCAGCCGCUUGAACGAGCUUGGUUACAAACUUGUAGAACGGAUAUGCAGUGAUAGAAACAUCGACCCUGCGUUCGCGUAUGCGCUUCGGAGUCUGCUGUAUAACCCUCGACCAUGGGCAGGCCAAGUCAGCAGGGUUCAAGCAAAGCGGCGGAUGAACGCUUGGAACCAGCUCGUUGACGAUUACAUUGCUUCGCGACGUGACCCAAGACGGAAACUUGAUGUUGAGAUAGCUGCCAAGAUUGGUAUCAAUGGAGGACCACUCUAUAAGCAUUGCGAGGCUACUGGCUGCAACAAACAUGAGAAACGCGACGUUGAAAAGCUGAAGGGCUGCAGUGGGUGCAAGGCGAUCUUCUAUUGCUCUCAGGCGUGCCAAACAAUGGACUGGAAACGACACAAAGCGGAAUGUAGAGACGCUACCCAUGGAGCACAGCGUCUUCCGUCGCAAGUAGUUACGGAUCAACUAGUUGUGGAAUUUGGGGAGCUUGCCAACAUCGGGCUCUCUCUUGAUGACCUGUCGAAUCAACUGUUGGAGUGUUCUCUGACUGGGGCCUGAGUCUUAUAAUCAUGCUGCUCGUUUAUGUUUCCGUUAUUGAUACAAUCUUUCAAAACUGUGCAAAUCUGAGAUUAAAAUCUCCUGCCCAUAUUCACGAUAUUCGAGUGCACAUUAUUGAAAUAUACGUCGCGCGGGAGGAAAGCGAGUCGGUGACGUUUGACCUCGUUGAGCUCUGAGGCAAACGGAUAAGGUACGUACAAAGAUAAAUACCUACUUAUAUACGAAAUACUGCCAAGCAUGCGGGACUCCAUCCCGCUCCUCUCAUUCUUGCGCAUAGCGACGCUCGCCGCUUCAUCCAUAUUCCAA
Molecule: messenger RNA, 2296 nt
Organism: Somion occarium
Lineage: Eukaryota; Fungi; Basidiomycota; Agaricomycetes; Polyporales; Cerrenaceae
Source: the annotation of a GenBank genome assembly